AUGGGAAGAAAAAAAAAAAAAAAAAAAAAGUUUCUGUUUUCUUUUUCUUUUUUUAACGAUAGAAAAUCUUACCGAAAUCCUUCGAGUGCAUUUGCAAGGAUUUUAUGCGUUUGCUGUCCUAAACCUAUAAAAAGAAAAUAUCAAUACGCUUUACGAUCGAAACCGAGUCAGAAACUCACGCGACAAAGGUUGAGAUAUGCGACCAGUGCUGGUACCUGGUCGCUGAGAAGGAGGCCGAUGAGACAAAGAAGUUCUGAAAGUUCUUGUAAUUCCGAUCAAACGUACAUUUGA
This is a messenger RNA of Pediculus humanus corporis (human body louse), 291 nucleotides long. RefSeq lists its product as uncharacterized. NCBI's taxonomy places the organism in Eukaryota, Metazoa, Arthropoda, Insecta, Psocodea, Pediculidae. The transcript has 3 exons. The record is from RefSeq and is a predicted model, not a curated record. Bases 1 to 291 code for a protein of 96 amino acids.